AUGUACGCCGCUCAGAAUAUAACGCCAACAGUUUUGGAUGCCAUGAAUGGAAAUGUUUCCGAAUGGUAUAACGAAUGCGACAAUGCCAUUAGAAGGUCAGAAAUAGUUCCUGGAACUUACGAAUAUACAACUGCUGUUUCUUACGGAAACGUAGGUGAGUUUGGUGAAGGUUCUUCAACAACAGUAGAUAUUGCUUGCGACAGGUUUCAUAUAAUUUCUAUUGACAACUCUUUCUUAUACGUGGAACAAGACAUUGAAAUAAAACCUUCUGCCAAGUUGUCUGACAAGAAAGGUUGCAAUGGAAUUUUCUAUGUCGGAUACCAAUAUGCUCCAGAAGUUUUCAUGGGAUAUAAGAUAUAUUCUAACUCUGACUUAGUUCAAACAGUAACAUGGGCAAACUAUGAAUGGUUCGCUUUGAGAAACUCAGUACAACCACAAGCUAGAGAACAAACAGACCA
Messenger RNA from Trichomonas vaginalis G3, 458 nucleotides. RefSeq lists its product as uncharacterized. The record is from RefSeq and is a predicted model, not a curated record. The transcript has a single exon. Lineage: Eukaryota; Parabasalia; Trichomonadida; Trichomonadidae. The annotation marks the transcript as partial.